CACCGGCCUUUGUAAUUCUAAUUAUUAAUCGCGGUGUUCAGAGUUCUCAGUGACCUAAAUAUAUAGAAAGCACGAACUCUUUUGUCUUAGAGACGUCUGGUCAAGACUUGCUGUUUGUAUUUCUUGCCAAACUUCCCUUUUCAUUCGAAGACGACUCAAAGAUGUCAACGUUCUUUUUGUUUUCACGCCGAAUUGAAGCCGCUUAUGAUAAUAAUGUUUGUCAGCCCGUUUGUUCACCUGCGUGUCGGGAACUGUUUCAGUCGGAUGGAAAUACAAUAUUUUAAUAGUAUUUUUUUGGACCAUCCUUCAGUCAGUUAUUGGCGAGAACGUUUAAAGCACCGCUGCUUUGAAGACGUACAUGUGAGAUCGACGGGCCAUCAACUAAGAGUCAAUAGAGAUGUUCGCGGGAAGACAUUACGAUGAAUUCUAUUUGGUGUGGGAAGGCAGCUGCCGCAACUUCAUCGAAGACAUCAAAUUUACUUCCCCAGACGCAAAGUCGCGAUUAAGCGUUCACGUUUUCCUGCGGAAUGAUACUCCAGUGAAAGCCCUUCCGCCAUCAGAUCCAGACUGGAUCACAACUCAUUUCACGCUCACUACAUCCCCAUACGCAUCUGAUACGGGGCUUAUUGCGUGCCUUCUUGAGAAAUAUGGUGAUCUCGUUGAGGAGUCAGGCGACAACCAAGAUACGUCGCUGAGACGAGUUUUCUUGGUCGCAGAGCGAGAGAGACAGUAUGAGGAACUUAUUGCGAAUUUGAAGUUGUUUAAUGGAAAAUUGGACAUUAAAGAGAUCAAUGGUCUGGAAAUGGAUAUUUUUGAAGUUGUGAAGGAUUCGUGCAGAUUUUGUCGCCUCGUGUUUGCCUGCACAGAAGAGACAGACAAACAUAACUUUGAACAACACAACUUCUUCUGUCAAAACCCCUUGUGCCAUGGCUACCGUCAAAGAUUUCCAUCUGAAGAAGUACUUUUGAAGCACAAGGCCUCACAAACGAAAUGCAUACACUGCCAAGAGUUGUUUUGUUCGGAUGAUUUGAAGAAAGCGCACAUGAAACAUGAACACAAUAUCAAUCCCCACAGUUAUCCACCGAUUGAAGCGAAAGCAGGUUUCUUUACAGAGCAAGAAAAAGGUCCAUCCUUGCCAUUGCGAAUUUCAUGUCAGUUUUGCCCUCGGAAGCAGUUUUUAACGAAGGACCAGUUGGAAAUACAUAUGCGAAACUCGCACAAGAAAUGCAAUUGCUCAUGCGGGAGUUACUUCAAAUCGAGAGAGGAAUAUUUAGAUCACUUCUACAGUGUUUACCCACUUCCUUGUUACGAGAACCGGAAAUGCCCGCACCGCUUUCAAUCGGUUUAUUAUCAAGCAGUCCAUCAUAGAGAUUUCCACAACUCUCUGAAUCCAUUUUAUUGUGUUCCAUGUCAGAAAAGAAAAAUUGAAGAGGGCCUGGCUCUCUCGACUGCGAAGACCUCCUUCAAAGAUGACAGGAGUUUGCGGAUUCAUGGCUGUUCUUUGGGUCACAACGAGACAGAAAUGUUCUUACUGGAUUUUGAUGAUGCUGCACUUAACAUAGGGGGAGAAACAGCCCCUCUACGACGAUCCCCUACAAGAACAACCUCAAACUUAAAUUAUUGUUAAGCAACAGUAAUUAAUGGGACGUUAUUUUCUCUUCGCAUAAAUACUUAAACUUCGCUUUACGCCGUUUUUUUAGCCCCUCAAUCCCCCCCUCCCUCUGAACACCGAUGUCAGUGUUGUUUCGUGGAAUAGUUUGCGCAUGCCACGCCUUGAUAAAUCAUGAUCGUCCCCAGAGCCACUCGUUUCCAUUCACAGUUACGUAACCGUUUCUUUGACCACAUGACCAAUAAGAAGGAGGACGCUGCGGACGAAAAUGGCUCUCCCGUCGUAGGAGAUCGUUGUAGUAAAGACAGAUGGCUUACGUGGGUAGUGCGCCGUAAGUACAUUACCCACAUUGCUGUUGGUUGUGAGUAGGUGUAGGCCUGCAAUGCAUGCAUAAAUUUCGAGUUUAUGAUUGAUGUCAGGUCGCAGUUCGUUGUUUUUGUUGACUUUUUCUCUGCAUUCCCACAGUUUAAACGAAGAAAAUUUAUUUUUAAAGUGAAAAUGCCGUUUCCAAAUUUAUCCUGCUAAGUGCAGACAGAGCCCUGAAGGUCUUGGUUUGAAAGGGGGUUUAAUUCCUCAUGUGGUCUUACAAUUUUCGCCACACCCUCUUGUUUGCGUGAUUUUA
This is a messenger RNA of Pocillopora verrucosa, 2231 nucleotides long. RefSeq lists its product as uncharacterized. The record is from RefSeq and is a predicted model, not a curated record. NCBI's taxonomy places the organism in Eukaryota, Metazoa, Cnidaria, Anthozoa, Scleractinia, Pocilloporidae.